Quercus lobata is the source of this 1034-nucleotide messenger RNA. Its product is annotated as Cystathionine beta-synthase (CBS) family protein. NCBI's taxonomy places the organism in Eukaryota, Viridiplantae, Streptophyta, Magnoliopsida, Fagales, Fagaceae. The record is from RefSeq and is a predicted model, not a curated record. Bases 83 to 685 code for a protein of 200 amino acids. The transcript has 6 exons.
AUAUACCUUACGCAUUUGCCAUCAUUAGGAGAGCAUCCGAUUAAUUUCAACCUUUCUUCUCUGCAGCCAAGAGAAAAAAAAAAUGCAAGGAAUUUUCAGAGCAGUACGAUCUUGCCAGGAAACACUCAAGGCUGCAAUUUUGCAACAUUCACAUGGGAGAGGGAAAAUAUUCACUUUUGGAGGCACUACCUCCUCUUCACCCGAACAGCUAAAAGGCUUGGAGAAUGUAACAGUGGCAGAGGUGCUAAUGACUAAGGGAGAAGAAAAAACUGGUUCCUGGCUGUGGUGCCGGACCAAUGAUGCUGUCAUCGACGCAGUCAAAAAUAUGGCUAAAAAUAAUAUUGGGUCGUUAGUGGUACUAAAGCCAGGAGAGGAACAUCUUGCAGGAAUAAUCACUGAAAGAGACUAUACGAGGAAGAUAGUCGCGCAGGGAAGAUCACCCAUAUAUACAACAGUUGGGGAAAUUAUGACCGAUAAGCAGGACAAAUUAAUAACAGUGACAUCUGAUACCAAUAUUCUCCAAGCAAUGCAGCUAAUGACAGAAAAUCGGAUACGGCAUAUUCCAGUCAUUGAUGGGAAGAUAGUUGGCAUGAUCUCUAUUGUAGAUGUUGUAAGAGCAGUAGUGAAUGAGCAAAGUGGAGAACUGAAGCAAAUGAAUGAGUUCAUUAAAGGAGACUACUAUUAGAAUCAAACAAUUUUACAUUUGAGAGCAUGCUGCUGGUAAUGAAUAAUUAUGAUUUGACGCGGAAAUAUUUUAAAUUGUAUAGCAGACAUGUAAUAAAAAAGAAAAGAGAAAUAUAUUCAAGAUUCAUAUCAUGAUGAGCUUGUUGCAAAUCACAGGAAUGAAUUGAUAUCUCCAGCAGGAUCAGUCAGGAAAAAAUAAAUAAACCAAAAAAAAAAAAAAUGUAAAACUGAGUCUUAACAGGAGUGAUUGACAGUCCCAUAUGCUGGGGUUUCGUGAACUGCCCUUGCGGGAAUGUAUUCACCAUAGAAGAGCUAAAGGUCAGUCAACCUAUGAGCACAUAAUGAUACAG